Molecule: messenger RNA, 1719 nt
Organism: Dermacentor silvarum
Lineage: Eukaryota; Metazoa; Arthropoda; Arachnida; Ixodida; Ixodidae
Product: tigger transposable element-derived protein 4-like
Exons: 2
Coding region: 1-1149 (382 amino acids)
Cellular component (GO): nucleus
Molecular function (GO): DNA binding
Source: RefSeq, a predicted model, not a curated record
AUGUGGAUAGAUGAUGGGUAUGUGGUGGUCGUGCUGAUGGCGGCUCUUGCACGAAGUCCCGGCGUCCCGAAAAGCAGCCUAACGAGGAUCCUGCACGACAAGGAGAAGCUACGGGAUGCCUUUGAAAGUUCGCGAUUCGGGCCCCAGAGGAAGCGUCUGCGACAAGGCGACCACGAAGAACUGGAGAAGUGUCUCGUGUUGUGGCUUAGGAGAGCCCGGAGCCAGAACAUUCCCAUCAACGGACCACUAAUCCGUGCCAAGGCAGAAGAGUUUGUUCUUCAACUCGGGAUAGCAGACUUCUUGUGCAGUGAGGGCUGGCUGACAAGGUUCAAAGACAGAAACGGCCUCGUUUUCCGCACCAUUGCAGGAGAAGCCACAGCAGCUGAUGCGACAGCGUGUCGCGACUGGCGUGCAGGGCGGCUUCCAGGGAUUAUGCAUCACUUCAAGGACGAGGACGUCUACAACGUAGAUGAAACAGCGCUUUUUUUUAAGCUCCUGCCAACGAAAUCGAUGACUUUCAAAGGGGAGAAAUGCACAGGUGGCAAACUGAGCAAAGAAAGAGUAACUGUUCUUGUAGGAGCAAACAUGUCGGGCAGCGACAAGUUGAAGCUGCUUGUGAUCGGCAAAUCCAAAAAUCCUCGCUGUUUUAAGGGCAUAACUAAUAUGCCCGUGACUUACGAGUCAAACUCAAAAACGUGGAUGACGCAAGCCCUCUUCAGCAAAUGGCUGCACACCGAAGAUGCGCGAUUUUCGCGGCAGAAGAGGAAAGUACUUUUCCUUGUUGACAACUGCCCUGGACAUGGGACUGUAACAGGACUGAAGUCGAUUCAGUUGGAGUUUCUCCCGGCCAACACUACGGCACUGUUGCAGCCCAUGGAUCAGGGAGUUAUUCAAGCCCUGAAAGCCCGCUUCCGCAAGGGUCUCCUGCAGAGGAUGCUGGUGUGUAUGAACCAGAAUAAGGAAUAUAAGGUGGACAUUCUUGGCGCCAUUUACUUUAUUGCCGAUGCCUGGAGGCAGCUGACUGCUAAUACUAUAGCAAAUUGCUUUAUGGAUGCGGGAUUUUUUACAAGUGACCAGACAUCCGACUUGCAGGAUUUGCCUGAAUGUGACAGUGAAGAUGCCCUUGAGAGGCAGGAAGUGGUAGAAUAGUGUGCUUUAAAGGCAAUCCAUCUGGACUUUGAUGAGUACGUGCACAUCGACAGUGAUGUUGUGACUUGCCCCGAAAACACGGUGGAGAGCAUUGUUGCUGAGGUGUGUGAUGAAGAGGAAAGUGAGCCGGAAGAGGAAUCUGAAGGGGUAGCUACCGUGGAGCCUACCACACUUCAAGGAGCAGAAUCAGCUCUGCAGUAUGUCAAAAAUUUUUUUCAGAAGGAACCAGGAUCUGAAAUGUUUGUCGAAAGCUUAAGUGCCAUGGAAAAAACAAUACUAAAGAUGCAGUUCCAAGGACUCAAGCAAAGAAAAAUUGGCGCAUUUUUUUGUGCACAGUGACUAAUUGUUGUCAAAUAAACUUUGUGAGUGCUGUACCAAAACCGCUUGCAGUUUUCUUGCUUUCUUAAAAACUAUCAGGUACAUUCACCUUCUAGUGCUUGGAGUUCCAUAAAAUGGUAUUAAGAGCACGCACAUAAAUCUGCACUUUUGCACAUCUCUCUCAGUAAACGGAACUCCUGUUAAAUGGAACUAAUUUUUUCGGUCCCUUGAAGUUCCGUUUAUCGAGAGUCU